UCUAGGCGGAACAUGUGCUAAUUUUACCAACGAUUUCCCCAAUUUUCUCGAUUUGUGCAACAUUCUACAUCAAUACAACAGUGUGGAAAGAUAGCACCUAAGUGGAGAAUUCAAUAAAACCAAACAUGGGCAAAACCCGUUCUAAAAAACACAAGAAAAGGGGUCCCAAUCCCACCGGCAUUCCCAGCCAAAAGGAAGCUGAAGAAGCUGAAGAAGAAGAGGUAGCUGGAGAAAAUGAGCCCAUUCCGGUAGCAGCGUUGGCUGAAAAGCUUCAGAGUGCAGCAGCAGAAGACAGAGAGUGUGCCUUGGUGACCAUAGCGGCAGUUGUAGGCCAGCCAGGUGUCAUAAAGGCCCUUCUCAAAGACCAUCUGCGAAUCAUUGGACCACUUGUACUUGAUGCAUGUCGUAAUGUGAGACAUGUGGCUGUGGGGGCCUUAAGGAAUAUGACAGUGGAGGGAGGACAUGAAGUCAGUGACAGGAUGAUGGAAUUGGACAUCAUGACUCCCCUGGUUGCUCUUCUCAAACAGUAUGGCACACAAUGGAAACCUCAGUCGGCCAAAAAUGACCAAGAAGCUGAAAUAUUCCUGCAUGCGGUACACCUGUUGUGGAAUCUAUGUGAGAGCAGUGAGGUGGCUGUCAACACAUUCAACCGAGAAGAUAUUUUACAGAUACUGUUGCCAUGCCUACAGUCAGAUGUUUAUGGUUAUGAUCUAGCAGUAGCUGUAGCACAGUGCUUGCAUACAGUUACUGAUAGCAACACUGAGGCUUCUUCUGCUUUGAACAGUCAUGAAUCAGUCACAACAUUUAUCAAGCUGAUUCAAGGAACGGAAGAAACUGACUCGGGUCAACACGUCCUGCUAAAAACUCUGGCAAUUGGAGUCCUGUUCAACAUCAGUAAUGGCAACCUCGGCCUGAUGAAUGGUAACACACUGACCACUGUAAUGGAUGUACUGGUGCAGACGAUUGAAUUUGAUACGGAGAAAACUUUGAAUGAACUCGGUGUUUAUAUGCAAGAGAUCAAGACAAAUGGUACUUCUGCCGCAGACGGAGACUCCAGCAAUCAUAUCCCAGAAGUUUCAAUAGGUGAAUUUAACCAGAAGACACAGCACCUGUGUAACAUUCUCCAGUCACAGCAGUUAGUCAUAGAGAUCCUCUCCAAUCUGUGCUGUGCUAAUGAUGAUGGUGGUGACGAAUGGGAGGACCUUGACAGCAGUGAUGAUGGAAUGGAUGUGAUAGCCUCUGAGAACCUGGAAGAAGACAUGCAGACAGAUAUACUGUCUCCAUUGUGCAUCCCAAAGGAAAUCCAUUCAUUAUUUGCCUCAAAUGACAUCGUAAAGAAAGUGAUUCAGAAGAUCAACUCUCCAGAUCAAGGUCUUCUAGAUGCCUUGAAUAAACACAGCAAGACCAAGGCUGUUGGGAAGAGACUCAAGGAAUUACAAAUCCGGGCAAUGCUGUGUCUAAGCAACAUGGUCAGUGCAAUGGAAGCGGACUUCUUGGGUGGUCUGCCUCAUUUGCAUAUGAUCUGGUUAGACUUGACACAGUUGGCGAGGACGGGUGCUGCUCAAAGUGACAUGGAGUUGUUAGAAGCUGUCACGAGUGCAAUGCGGGCCGUGAUAGUCAAGUUAGGAGAACUCAAGUCACCAGAGUUCAAAGAUGUGACACCACAUGCGCUGCAGAUGAUAUGUGAAAUGGGUGACAAAUCAGGCAACCCACACGUGCGAACGAACACGAUACGUAUUGUGUCCACGAUUGGAUGUAUGCUAGCUCUACAGCAACAGCCACAUUCGCUGCUAAAGAAUAUUGGCGUAUUCCUGCUUGAAAUCUGUGCCAAAGAUUCUGAGUUGUGGGUGAUUGCUGAAGCCCUUGACUCCAUCUUUGAUGUGUUUUCGGAGGAUCACCUCAACCCAGUCGUCAUGGAGAUAGGAUUGGUUCAAAAGUUGAAACAGUUGUCACCGCUGCUGAAGCAAAAGAUUCAUCAACAAAAGCGAUUCCUUGGGGAACAUCUACCGAUCGUCACGACAGCUAGGACGAAUCUCAUACGAUUCAUCAAGUAUAAAAACGGCUGAGAGGAUGGAGAUGUUCCGAGGAGUGUUUUUAUCCUGCCAUAGACAUUUUAAUUUGAAAACGAAACGAAGCUUUGUCUUUCUGAACUGUUGAAUGAACUGUGAUGAAUUGCUGACACUUGGUUCCUUGGUGUUAUUUCUCCGGUGGCUUCCAUUGUUCUGUGGGAUGGAAUCAUGAUAUGAACAUCUGUCCAGACUAUGAUGUUGUUAAAGAACUGGCAUGUAUUUCAGAUUUUUGUUAGAUGCAUGUUGUUCUAGAUGAAAGACCAUGUUAUAGUCAAAAGACUAGCAUAUACCAUAAUUUGAAUUUUGUUAAAAGGCCUGUUGUUUGAUGAAAAUUCAAAACUGUUAAAUCAUCAUAGCAAAUUUUACAGUUAUGAUAAUAGUAAUUGUAAUAACAAGGCUUCACCCAAAGCUGACAUCAUUACAACCUCUGUUACAACCUCCUUCUGGACCUUUUUAUUUCUUCGGAUUUUUGUUAAUCAUUCUUUCCUGUCAAAAUGCUACAGUUGUUUAGUUCUGUUGAAAUCUGAAAUAGGACAGUGGUCUUUCACUUAUAUUGAAGUCAUUAUUGUAAAUAUCAUUGUCAUUGAAAUAAAAUUUGUAUUCAUCAUA
Molecule: messenger RNA, 2678 nt
Organism: Lineus longissimus
Lineage: Eukaryota; Metazoa; Nemertea; Pilidiophora; Heteronemertea; Lineidae
Product: HEAT repeat-containing protein 3-like
Exons: 13
Coding region: 126-2066 (646 amino acids)
Biological process (GO): protein import into nucleus; ribosomal large subunit biogenesis
Source: RefSeq, a predicted model, not a curated record